Messenger RNA from Dermacentor andersoni, 2765 nucleotides. Lineage: Eukaryota; Metazoa; Arthropoda; Arachnida; Ixodida; Ixodidae. The record is from RefSeq and is a predicted model, not a curated record.
UAGAUAGCAUGGUUAAUCGGGGUGCCUCUGCUGGUGGUCAAAAAUUUGUACAUUUGCGUCAAGCUAGAGGCGAACUCAAACGUCUCGUAUUUUUUUCAGUGAAGCGGUAUCAUUUUAAUCCAAACACCGAAGUGACAAAAGUUUUGUUAGAUUCCGUUCUUUUUUUUGGCAUCGAGCGCGCAUGCGCGGUGAUUCAACAACGCACAGUCGACAAUAGGCGCCAGUUAUACGACAUCGAAACAUCAGGCAUGGCUGAAGAAAGCCGCAACGAAUACACGCCUCUCGACUUAAGCAUGAAAGCCAAAGCAACACCAAGUGCAAGCCGUGACGGUACGCAGGGCGCUUACUCUCCUUUGGGCGCCUACACAACGAUUUAUGAUGACAUCUUGCGUUACCAGAGGAGCAUGCAGCGCAUGCCGAUGACCGACGAGGCUUCCAACGUGGAUGGGGUCACUCACAAUGGCAGCACAAGAUACCAGCACCUAGGGUCCACCAGCAUUAUCUAUAACACAAGGCCCAGCACAAGCCGCGCUAGCAUGGAGGAAGCAUCAGCCAAUUCUGAAGAUGGCGUCACGAACGCUCCUGGAACCGGAGGAAAGGCACAGCGAGAGUUAUGCGGUGUCUGUGGCAAUGUUUCGCGAAGACGGGAUGCCUUACACGGCCACGCCAAGGAAGCCACGGAUGACACAGCCCACAUUUGCAAAGGAUGUGGUAUAUCGUAUGUGAAGGAGUCUAAGUUUGCAGAACAUUGCCGCAACCCCACUGGCCAAAAACACAAAUGCGAAACAUGUGGUGAACUGUUCCACCGGGCUGAUCACCUAGCUGAAGAUUACCGCACACACACAGACGAGAGACCCUACAAAUGCAACAUCUGUGAUAAAUCAUUCCGGCGAUCUAAUCAUCUAGAUCAGCAUAAGCGCACGCAUACAGACGAGAGAGCCUACAAAUGCCAAAUGUGUGAUAAGUCGUUCCGGCAGUCUCAUCAUCUCGAUAACCAUAAGCGCACGCAUACAAACGAGAGACCCUACAAAUGCCAGCAUUGUGAUAAAUCAUUCCGGCAGUCUAGUCAUCUAACUAACCAUAAACGCACGCAUACAGACGAGAGACCCUACAAAUGCGAAAUAUGUAAUAAAUCGUUUCGGCGGUCUACUUAUCUAGAUAACCAUAAGCUGCACCACACACGUGAGAAACCCUACAUUUGCAAAACAUGCGGUAAAUCAUAUACGCGGGCGGCGUAUCUCCGUAAACAUCAGUAUGCUCACGCAGAGGAGAAACGAGAAACUUCGGGUAUGCCCAAAAUGUGCUAAUUCAUUAAAAAAAUAUAAUCUCAAGAGACAUGUAGACUCGAAUUGUGGAAACGGCGCUUUCGUUUGCGAAAUCUAUGAUCGAUCAUUUCAGACCAAUUCAAAUCUCCAUCGUCACCGCCGAACAAAGCACGGGGAUAAAACACCGCAUGAGUCUACGCAGUGCGGAUGUCGUUUUGCAGACAAAGAAACACACGAUAGGCAUGUGUGCCAGAAAGAAUGCAAAAGGUGAACGUUGCCCUAUCGUUUACCGAAAUUUCUCGACAAGGCCUCGACGCCUGAAGUAUUUGGGGUACUUCAAUAUCGAAAAAUAGUGCAGGUCCUGUCCAGCGCUCAUUGUUCCAUGAACUAUGUUGUUGGGGAACGUUGCUUUAUCAAACUGUCCUCGAGACAAACCCUAAUGGGCUGCAAGAUUGCGUUUUUUGUAACUAAAGUGCUGAAAUGUCUACAAAAGAUCAUUGGCGGCCAUUUGAUGAGACAAACUUCUUGUGCAGUUCUUGUGACAGUGUACCAGCAAAUGAUCUUUAAUGAGCGAUACUCGUAGGGCUUUUCCAGCGCAAACAGAAUAGAAUCUCUCAUUAGGAAGCAUUACAAAAAGGAGGUACUGUAUUGUAGUCAACUAAAAAGCAAUUUCUGCCAAUAUACGAGGUUUGAAGGUCAAGUUUCCUUCGAAAGAGAGCACUUGAAGAUGGUUUUACGACAAUGCACAACUACAUUGUAUGCGUAUGAAAAUUAUUUGCUUUAAAUUCAACGCAUUGACUGUUCUUUGGCUCGUGUAUUCAUACCGCCCGUUCGCUGUAUACUUCAACAUAAGCUGGUGAUGGUAGUGAGACUGUAUUAGAUUGGAAUCAUUCAGAGCUACACUAUAUGACAUGAUCUCUCACUAGGCAAAUUUUUAUUUCUUUUAUUGUGGCGGAACUUCUGAAGUUUAAUGGAUAGUUUUUUAUCCACUUGUGAAGUCGUCUGUUUUCAGUCGAACUGCUAUCUAGUUGCAGAAGUAAAAUUUUUUAGCCUGAUGUGACAAACGUUUCUGUGCAAAAAUGACAAAGGCAAGUAAGUUUGAUAUGACAAGUAAGUUUUCAUAUAUGUUUACAUGCUUACUUGUACAUAUUUUUUUCUGUGAACACGUUUCACCGGCUGACAAAGGUUAGGUUAACCCUCCGCGCAUGACGUGCCUGUGUGUAUCAGAACGUUCCCGAUUUUCUCACUAAUUAUACAUCUUUUCUAUGCUGUAGUCGAACCUUUCGUAAUAAAAUUGCACGCGCAAUACGAAUACCACUGUGCUUUUUUCAAGGCUUGCAAGCACCAACAAUUACGCUACAAUCUUCAUUGAAUCAUGCAUGAACAUCUGUCAAUCGUUAGCCGUCAAUAACUUAUUGGGCGAUCGACGUCUACUCUCGCAACUGUCUCUGCCCGACUGUAACUCGUUUUGUGCCUUCUCGUCCCCCGAAUAAAGAGUUA